AGAAAUCAUUACUAAAAGCACUUUACACCAAACUGAGCCCAGCUCCCUGAGUGUACUCUGGAACAAACAAAAUACACAAGCAGAUACAAACUGAACAUAAAAAGUAAGACAGCCACAGGAUUUGCCAGUUUCUGAGAGCCUGGAGAAAUGAGAUAUCAACCCAAGCAUCAAUCACAGCAAUACAAAGCUAUGUGACUUGGAAGACUUCAGCUUCAUCCUCUCCAAGAGCUGCACCAGAUUCUCUGCACCUUCUGGCUCAUUCUACAGAGCCAAAACCUCUGGACCUCAACAAGGAGGAACAAGAGACUGGAGGAAGAAGCAAAGAGUAUAUUGCAUUCAACAGGUAAAAUACUAAAAGCUGGGAACUCUAAGGGAAGGGAUGAAGGAGGUAAUGCAACAGCCUAUGAAAGCAUGUGUUGGUUGACAGGCAGUAGAGUUGGUUGACUAGCAGUAGGAGGUCAUUCCAUUGCAGAAAGAUGGGAAAUGUGAGCAUGAUGGUGAUAGCUGGAGUUGCUGUGAAAUUACAGAGUGGUUUGUAAGUGAGACACAUUUAUUAUUCAGGCUGUUAGUAUCUCAAGAGCAGGAUAGACUAUUUUAGUGGCUGCCUAAGUAGGUACAAGACCCAUCCGGUAAAUACAAAUGCCCCCUGCUCUUAACCCUUUAAAAGGCUGCCAGUUAUAUUCACCAGCUUUAUAUGCCUCCCAAGCACUCCAGUUUGUUUGACCAUCAUGUCUUCUAUUCCACCAGUGAUAUAGCAGCCCUGUGCUGUUAACCUUUAUCUUACAGUCAUAAUAAAUGCAUACAGUAACAGCUCACUAGCCAUGGCCAGGGAUAAGCUGCUGCUAAUUUUAUAAGCUGAAUUCAUGCAUUUGAAUUAAUUUAAUUCACUGGUAUCAGUCAGUCAAUUCCUCAGUAUGUUUACAGUUGAGGCUGCAUUACUGAGUCAGUAAUAUAAACUUUGGGCCAUUUGUACAUUUGGCUUUCAUAUUUCUUUGCUUGGAAUGUUUCUUCAGCCCCCAGAGCUGCUCUUCUAGUUGCUCACUUGUUUUCCUGUCAGUGCUGGUCAAAGAUUUUGGCUUUGCCAGCUGGAUAAAGAAGUAAUUUGUAGUCAUCCAGUAUUUUAUUUUAAGCUAUGAUGGAUUUUAAGAAAAUUUGAAGAACAGCUAUUCAGUUUCCAGGGGAAAGACAUAGCUGGAUUUUCUGUGUGAGACUUCUUACUGAAGGGAGGUGUUUGGGGCAACUAUUGGAAAGCAUGCCAGAUAAGUUUCUUGCCUUUUCUGGGAAGAAGAACUUGCCUGAGUUCAGAACCUCUGAAAUGCCUUCUCUGCAGAUAUUGAGGAAAGAAAGAAAAAAGAAGGCUGUACUUACCAUGCUUAAAGGUCCUGAAUAAAGGGCUUCGCAGUCUUUCAGCUGCUUAUGGUGGCAGACUGCAAAAUAUUUUUUAGUAUUUUAACUUGUCUAUGUCUGAAAAUAUGCAAAGGCCACAGCAGAGACUGGCAGAGCGCCCGAGAGAAUGGAGUUAGUCAGAUUCCAGCACCAAUUGCCUGGGUGAUGUUGCCAAGUUUUAUGUUCCAAGUUUUCUCUGAGCCUGUUUCAAAUCCUGAUUAUUCUUCUCUGACCCACAGAUGCACAAUCUGCCUAGCAGGAGGAAGAGAAGGAGUCCAGUGACAGACAAGCAGCCUCCUAGGACAUGCAAGCCUAUCACAGGCUAUCUAUAGAGGACCCAAAUACAGCAUAUAGUGAUUUGGGGUAUUACAUUAUUAAUAAGCUGCACCAUGUGGAUGAAUCAGUGGGAAGUAAAACUCGGAGGGCCUUCCUUUAUCUUGCUGCCUUCCCUUUUAUGGAUGCCAUGGCAUGGACCCAUGCUGGGAUUCUGCUGAAACACAAGUACAGUUUCCUAGUGGGAUGUGCCUCCAUCUCAGAUGUCAUAGCUCAGGUUGUUUUUGUAGCCAUUUUGCUUCACAGUCACUUGGAGUGCAGGGAGCCUCUCUUGAUCCCCAUCUUGUCCUUAUACAUGGGAGCACUUGUCCGAUGUACCACGUUAUGCCUCGGAUACUACAGGAACAUACAUAAUGUCAUUCCUGACAGAAGUGGGCCUGAAAUGGGGGGAGAGGCUACAAUAAGGAAGAUGCUGAGUUUCUGGUGGCCUUUGGCAUUAAUUUUGGCAACUCAGCGAAUAAGUAGGCCCAUUGUCAACCUUUUUGUUUCCCGGGACCUAGGCGGCAGUUCUGCAGCCACAGAGGCGGUGGCAAUCCUAACAGCUACGUAUCCUGUGGGACACAUGCCUUAUGGCUGGCUGACAGAGAUCAGAGCAGUAUACCCUGCUUUUGACAAGAAUAACCCCAGCAAUAAAUUGGUGAACACCAACAGUACUGUCACAGCAACACAUAUCAAGAAGUUCACUUUUGUUUGCAUGGCAUUGUCCUUAACGCUCUGUUUUGUGAUGUUUUGGACACCAAACGUGUCAGAGAAGAUUUUAGUUGACAUAAUCGGAGUCGACUUCGCUUUUGCAGAGCUGUGUGUUGUUCCUUUGCGCAUCUUCUCCUUCUUUCCAAUUCCAGUGACUGUCAGAGCACACUUGACGGGUUGGCUGAUGACUCUGAAGAAGACAUUUGUGCUGGCACCCAGCUCAGUGCUGCGGAUUAUCGUCCUCAUCACUAGUCUCAUUGUGCUGCCUUACUUGGGAGUUCAUGGAGCCACUCUUGGAGUAGGAUCCCUUCUAGCUGGUUUUGUAGGAGAAUCGACCAUGGUUGCAAUAGCAGCCUGUUAUGUCUAUCGGAAACAGAAAAAGAAGCGGAAUGAGAAUGAAACAGCUACAGAAGGUGAAGACUCUGCAAUGACCGACAUGCCUCACACAGAGGAAAUGACAGACAUCGUAGAAAUGAGAGAAGAGAAUGAAUAAUAAAUGGGAUGCAAUUGUUCUCUGCAGGGACGAUUGGAGUGACACUUCAGCAUCUUGUCGUCUCUCAUACUUUUUGUUUGUUUGUUUUUAUUUUUGUAAUAAAGAGGCCUUGAUUUAAAA
Messenger RNA from Pezoporus occidentalis (night parrot), 3022 nucleotides. RefSeq names its product ANKH inorganic pyrophosphate transport regulator (gene ANKH). Gene Ontology annotation, cellular component: plasma membrane. Gene Ontology annotation, molecular function: phosphate transmembrane transporter activity. NCBI's taxonomy places the organism in Eukaryota, Metazoa, Chordata, Aves, Psittaciformes, Psittacidae. The transcript is spliced from 11 exons. The coding region runs from base 1691 to 2902 and encodes 403 amino acids. The record is from RefSeq and is a predicted model, not a curated record. Gene Ontology annotation, biological process: phosphate ion transmembrane transport.